Sarcophilus harrisii (Tasmanian devil) is the source of this 1948-nucleotide messenger RNA. RefSeq names its product methyltransferase-like protein 22. The record is from RefSeq and is a predicted model, not a curated record. Gene Ontology annotation, molecular function: protein methyltransferase activity. Gene Ontology annotation, biological process: protein methylation. Gene Ontology annotation, cellular component: nucleus. Lineage: Eukaryota; Metazoa; Chordata; Mammalia; Dasyuromorphia; Dasyuridae.
AAACCUUUUUUCUUUAAUAUUUGCUAUUUUAUGUUUCCAAUAAAUUGAACAUUGUUAAAAUUUAAGGGAAAAAUGAUAUGUGACUUUUUAAAUGAUCCAAAUGCUUUUCUAAAAAAGUACUCUAUAUCUACCUCUGCCUUUUACUAUAUUAAUAAAAAUUACAAAUAUUUUAUUAAAAUAAAAAGACUUUGGUAUAAAGUGGUGGUCUCUGGAGUAUGAUUUUUCAGCGCAUUUAAAAGAUGAAGAUAACCAAGACAACAAAGGAUCUAAAUAUCAGAUAAUAUGGUUCAAGAAACACAAUAUAUUUAGCCUGUGAGUGAGCAGACGUGAUGAAGAGAUUUCUAACUUCAUAAAGCUCAAUAUACAAGUUGUUAACAAUUUGUUUGCUGUUGCCCCCAAAGGCAGAAUUUAUGGGUGGGAAUUAUUAUUAGGCAAGAAUUAGAGUAACAGGAAUUGGCUUCCUUUAAUUAUUUAGUUAUUUAUUGUUUCUGUUGUUCAAUUGUUUACCACUGUUCAUGACCCCCCUUUUGUUGGCAAAGAUACCAGAAUGGUUUGCCCUUUCCACACAACCAGUGACUAUCUGAGGUGGAAUUUGAAUUCAAGUACACCUGAUUCCAUGCCUGACACUAUCCACUGAGUUGCCUACCUAACCCAUUGUUUUUAGUUUCUAGACAAUAAAUCAAAGAUUAGAUGAGCUGUCAGGAACAAUGACAUAACAACAUUGCUUGGGGUCACUAAUGUUCCUUCCGACAUCAACUUAUGGAUUUUGUGACAAAAUGGAAUUUGGUCAGUCUGCCUAGCUCAGUCCCUUGAGAGCUUUAUAAGAAAUUGAUUGAAACAUGGCGGCGGGGGAGCUAGCAGCUGAGGCUUUCCCCAUAUGGUGAGCUUGAGAGCUAGCGGGUCCACUCGGACUCAGCCUCGCCCCAGCAGCUGAAUGCUCCUAUACAGAUUAAUAACAACACUGCAUGAUGGUGGACCCAGAAGAGGAGGAAACUAUGGAAGAAAUUACAUUUAAAAGUGAUACUGUGCUGUCUGAUGUACAUAUAAACACCCCAAACAAAAGGCACCUCAUGAUGCGCCUGAAUGCUGUUGGCUAACCUGAGCACACCAUGGCCACCCCUCUUGAAGAUGUUGGUAAACAGGUAUGGCGAGGAGCUUUCCUUCUAGCUGACUACAUCCUGUUCCAAUGUGACCUAUUCAAAAGUUGCACUGUGCUUGAGCUUGGGGCAGGAACUGGGAUUGCCAGCAUCAUCACAGCAACGGUUGCUAAGACUGUUUACUGCACAGAUGUGGGUGAAGAUCUCCUGGCUAUGUGUGAACAGAAUGUUGCCCUAAACAGGAAACUAACUGCAACAGCAGGAGGUGCAUUUAAAGUUAAAGAACUGAAUUGGCUGAAAGAUGAGUGCACUGAUCCUCAAGUUCCAUUCAGUUUGUCUGAAGAAGAAAUUUCUGACUUAUAUGCUCAUACUACUAUCAUAAUGGCAGCUGAUAUUUUUUAUGAUGAUGAUCUCACAGAUGCUUUAUUUAAAACACUCUACAGAAUUACUCACAAUUUGAAAAAUGCUUGUACAAUCUACUUAUCAAUAGAGAAAAGACUAAACUUCACACUUAGACAUUUGGACAUUACAUGUGAAGCUUACAAUCAUUUUCGAUUUUCCCUAAAUGAUCUAGAGAAACUCAGAGAUGGCAAAAUGAAGUUUAUCGUAGAGCCAAUUGAAACUACUUUCCCCCAGUUCCUUGUUUAUGAACGUAUAGAGCAGUUGGAACUCUGGAAGAUUGUUGCUGCACCAAUAAGUUGAUCUCUCAUGUGAACAAGGCUGAAGAUAUUCCCCUAAGUCAGUUUAUUGCAGUUCUUCCUAAACUGUAUUUUUAAUGAAAUCAAAAGCUACAAAACUAUUUGCUUUAGUUUAUAUAAUUAAAAAUGAUUAAUGUGCCUGAUACAAUAAAA